AUGGGAACCGUGUACGAAGCUGAUGGAUAUAGGAUUCAUUACAAAGGGUGGAAUGCUCGAUACGAUGAAACGGUUAAAUUCGAAGAUAUAGAUGCGCGAAUGCACAAAGGAACACUGGAAGAUUAUGCUGCAAAAUACGGAGUAGACGUAACACCGACAAAAUCAAAAAAGAAGUCAAUGAAGGCAGCAACGCCAGGUGCUCCAGGAUCUUCAGUAGAGCCAGUGGAUCCAGCUGUAGAAAGAGGAGCAUAUGAAAGUCACGAAGGAACACCGACGUCUUCUAGAGCUUCUGGAGGAAGAAGUUCCAAGAAGGAUAAAGAAGAUUCAACUCCAUACACUGCAGUUCCAAUGGUCGUUCACCUCACUUCUCCGCUCAAAAAGAUUCUAAUUGACGAUAAUGUUCUUAACAACAAGGGUUACAUCACCAAGAUACCAGCGAAGUUCACCAUCGAUCAAAUCAUCACUGAUUACAUCAAAACGAUACCAGUAACGAAGGACCAGCUCCAAAACGUGGACGACGUGGUCGUUGAGUAUGACUCCCGCGACGUCUCCAAUCUGGCACUGGUUUGCACCGCCCGUGCACUCGUCGACUAUUUCAAUGUCAUCAUUGGUUACCACUUGCUCUACAAAAUCGAGCGAGAGCAGUUCCAUGAUCUCGUCAAACAGAAGUCGAAAGGUCGCAAUUAUUCUGUUGGAACUGUCGCCACAAUGCCCGACAAUGGAUUCCGUGCAUCGUCUGAAUAUGGAUUCAUUCAUUUGUUGAGAAUGAUGGCGAAACUUCCGGAUCUGUUGAAACUUACCCAGUGGAAUGCACAUCUUUGCAAUCGAAUCAUGAUUGGAGUUCACGAUUUCGUCGUUUUCCUUAACAAGAACCAUGCGCAAUACUACGGUGAUCGUGAUGACUACGAGACGAAGACUGUCGAAUACUUCCAACGAAUGGCUGAUUCCGAGCAGAGCGCCGCCGAGGGUGCCGACGAUCAACCGAGUACCAGCGCUAGCACCAAAUGCAAAUAA
Molecule: messenger RNA, 1014 nt
Organism: Caenorhabditis remanei
Lineage: Eukaryota; Metazoa; Nematoda; Chromadorea; Rhabditida; Rhabditidae
Exons: 5
Coding region: 1-1014 (337 amino acids)
Biological process (GO): chromatin organization; regulation of DNA-templated transcription
Cellular component (GO): NuA4 histone acetyltransferase complex; nucleus
Source: RefSeq, a predicted model, not a curated record